AUGUCAACUUAUGCAGUACCCAUUCAUCGUUUAAAUGGUUCAUCUAACGACAGAUCAUCCGAAUUAGCUCUGUUAUCACCAUCAAAAACAGCAGGCGAUGAUUUUUGGUUUGAUCCAUUUUCAUUAGGUCAAAAUGAUCAUAACAUCCGUUGGUUAAGUCGUCCAAAUCAACAGUUGGUAUCGGAGAAGUAUUCUCAAGAUCCAGAAAAAUUUCGUAUUACAUUUGAUGUUGAAGGAUUCAACCCAGAUAAUAUCAAGAUUUAUAUCCAAAGUCGAAAGCUAACAAUAUCGGGUAUUUAUGAGGAAAAGAGCGAAAAUCGUUAUAUGCAAAAACAAUUUGAAAAAUCUUAUGAUAUUCCGUAUAAUGCUGAUGUCGAAGCUAUGGCUAGUUAUAUAACAAGUUCAAAUAUGCUUGUUGUUGAGAUACCAAUAAAUCCACAAAUACAACGACAGGUUGACCAUUUGGCUCCAUCUGCAAAUGAUCAACGGCGUCUAUCAUUCAGUUUGAAUAAGGCACAAGAGCAAUUCUUACAACAUCAAAAUCAAAAUCAAAAUCAAAAUCAAUUAGUACAUACAAAUAGCUUACCUCCAUUAGGUUCCCAAGUACGUCGUACAUCAAUAACAAAAACAACGACCACAACAAGAUCGGGUGGCGAUACUCACCAUUCACAGGCAAAUCUAAGUUCGGCAGAAAAGAGCAGUGAUACUCAAACACAUCAGAGUAAUACAGGUCAUCAACUGGCAUCAACAUCAUUAAAUACCCAGUCUUCAACGUUAAACUCAAAUCUUGCGAAUUUACCAAUUGAGAUUCCUCCCGAGUUAUUACAAAGUGGAGGAACAAUAACAAUUACAAAGAGAAAAGUGUCGACAACCAAAACACAUGAUGGCGGCGAACCGCAUACAACGGGAAGUAGUGUCCAUCAGACAUCGGAGAAUCAAGAGCACAGAUCAGCCGGUCAAGAUUUACAUCUCAAUCAACAACUUCAACAACAUAGUGAUGUUCAACAGCUUCACACAAACGAAAAUCAAUCGAAUAAUCAACAACAACAAACUCAUAUGACGAGUAAUAAACAAGGCACUCAGUCUCAUACAAGUAAUCGACGUAUGUUUACAUUGGAAGAAUUUCUGGAAAAUAAAACAUGGAAUCCUAAAAUUAUCGAUGGUGAAAAUGGUCAAAAGAUUCUUUAUAUGCGUUUAGAAAUGAAACCAGGCAUUAAACCAGAACAAGUUCAAAUUACAUUGAAAGAUCGAGAUUUACGUGUAGAAGUUGGAAAUAAAGCGACAACCGAUAAUACUGGUCGAUAUUCGAGUGAACAUAGUUAUCGACAAGUCACAUUAUUUCCUACAUGUGACGUAGACAAAUUAAAGACCACCUUUAAAGAUGACCAUUACCUUCAUAUUGAAGUGCCUAUUAAAUUAUAA
This is a messenger RNA of Didymodactylos carnosus, 1422 nucleotides long. The record is from the annotation of a GenBank genome assembly. NCBI's taxonomy places the organism in Eukaryota, Metazoa, Rotifera, Eurotatoria, Philodinida, Philodinidae.